Messenger RNA from Fusarium keratoplasticum, 1362 nucleotides. RefSeq lists its product as uncharacterized. The transcript is spliced from 3 exons. Gene Ontology annotation, biological process: charged-tRNA amino acid modification. NCBI's taxonomy places the organism in Eukaryota, Fungi, Ascomycota, Sordariomycetes, Hypocreales, Nectriaceae. Gene Ontology annotation, cellular component: cytoplasm. The record is from RefSeq and is a predicted model, not a curated record. Gene Ontology annotation, molecular function: tRNA adenosine(64)-2'-O-ribosylphosphate transferase activity. The coding region runs from base 1 to 1362 and encodes 453 amino acids.
AUGCCCGACCCCCUCUUCUCAGACCUCAUCCUCCCCCAACGGGAGCAACCCUCCAUGUCGCAACUCAUGGCCUCUCUCAAGCGCACGACGCUCACCAUCCACAACCGGCUCACCAGCAUCCGCACCGACUCGGAGUUUGUGCGCGAGGUGUCUCUGGCCUACGGCACGAGGCCUCUCGUCGCUAAUGAGCGCUGCGGGAGCUGGUAUGUCCCGCCGGCGCGCAAGGCGGGGAGUGCGUACUUUAAGAGCACGGAUGGGCAUGAGAGGGCUUGGAAGUUUAGUACGAGGAGGUUGAAUAUGCAUUUGGUCGAGUUGAUUGAGAAGAAUGAUGGCAUCAUCAUUGUCGACUCUACCCGUCGUGGCAAGCGAAUGCCCGACGCAAUCUCAUCUACAAUUCCCAUCUGGUGCACGGUCCUCAACCUCACCCUCCUCCCCUCCAACCCAUCCUCAUCUAGGCUCUUCCUCCCCCCUCACCUCCCGGCGACAACCCACGCCCAGAUCUCAGCUCUCAUCCCAGAGUUUGUAGCCUCUCUCAAAGCCCUCAAGCUGGACCUGCCAACCUGUCUGACAAAACCCCUGCGCCCUGUAUGGGUUACCCCGGACUCUUCUCUCCCAGCUGAGGAUGAUGCUCCUACUUCCAUCUUUGACGAUUUUCGUCCGGUUAUUUGCUGCACGGCCAGUCGACGUGUAGUGGGUAGUGAGAUGGAUGAGGGAGGAUACAUCCAGGGCGCAGCGGACGACACCGAGAUGUGGGCACAUGGUCUCACAGCGCCCUUAUUUUGGGAAAACAUGGACACCCUCCUCGAAACACCAGAGGCUGAGCUUCCAGAUCUCAUCACCAGACUCGUCAGUGAGAACGAAGCCGGUAAAAAGGAUGAGGGAAACCGUGUACGGCUCACACCACGCAUUUCUGUCUGUGCCCUUCCCCUCGCCGCUCCAACUGAUCCCGCCGAGUGCCGCAUCGCCCUGACACAGGAGGUAACACCAAAGGACUCAUGGGUCCAGUCCAAGUCGUACAUGAAGGCCGGUCUCGGCAAGAGCAAAGCGGCCAGUCGUAAUCUCCGCCCUGGCUUGCCAGAUAUCUGCACCUUUGCGUCCAACUACCUGGCGGGGUCUGACCAAGGACGCAUCGUGAUUGCUUGCGAGUCGGGCAAGGAUUUGUCUAUAGGAGUGGCACUGGCAAUUUAUUGCUACCUGUUUGACGACGAGGGCAACCUUAGAAUCCCAGGGGCCGAUGUCUCAUUCACAAAGACCCUCAUCAAGUCGAGACUGGGCUUCAUCAUGACAACCUACCCCGCGGCGAACCCCAGCCGGUCUACGCUGCAGAGUGUCAACAGCUUUCUCAUGGAUUGGCGAAAGUAA